Messenger RNA from Vigna umbellata (rice bean), 1937 nucleotides. RefSeq names its product aspartate--tRNA ligase 2, cytoplasmic-like. NCBI's taxonomy places the organism in Eukaryota, Viridiplantae, Streptophyta, Magnoliopsida, Fabales, Fabaceae. Gene Ontology annotation, cellular component: aminoacyl-tRNA synthetase multienzyme complex; cytosol; cytoplasm. Gene Ontology annotation, molecular function: ATP binding; aspartate-tRNA ligase activity; RNA binding. Gene Ontology annotation, biological process: aspartyl-tRNA aminoacylation. The record is from RefSeq and is a predicted model, not a curated record.
AUUCUCUUCCUCAGUUAAAAAAACCACAAACCUAUCAAUUUUAUAUCAUCGCCUCAACAUUUUAAUCUUAUAACUAAGUCUUUAGUAAACCCAAAACCCGAAUUUCGCACACCAAAACGAUGUCGUCUUCCGAGUCCCAAGACCCGGCCGUCGCUGCAUCGGAGGCCCAGAUUAGCAAAAAGGCAGCCAAGAAGGAGGCCGCCAAGCAGGACAAGCUUCGUCGCCGCCAGGAAAUCGCCGCCGCGUCUGCCGCCACUGCAAAUCUCUCCGUCGACGAGGCUGACCCCCUCGCUGCCAACUACGGCGAUGUUCCGCUCGUCGAGCUGCAGUCCAAGACGCCCACCGAUGUUGGCGAGUGGACCCGCGUGGAGGCGCUCGGCGCUGCGCUGGAGAACAAGACGGUGCUUAUCCGAGGGAGGGCACAGACGAUUCGACCGGUCGGGAAGAAGAUGGCAUUCUUGGUCAUAAGAGAACACGGCUACACGGUUCAGUGUCUGGUGCAGGCGCAGCCCGAUACGGUGAGCCCGCAGAUGGUGAAGUUCGCCGCCGCGCUCAACCGCGAAUCCAUUGUCGAUGUCGAAGGCCUUGUUUCGAUCCCCGCCGCUCCCAUCAAAGGCGCCACGCAGCAGGUGGAAAUUCAAGUGAGGAAGUUGUAUUGUAUCAGUAGGGCUGUGCCUACUCUGCCGAUCAAUCUUGAGGAUGCUGCUCGGAGUGAGGUUGAAAUUGAGAAGGCUGUUCAGGCUGGUGAGCAACUUGUUCGGGUUAAUCAGGACACACGGUUGAACUUCAGAGUGCUUGACGUGCGAACACCAGCUAAUCAAGGAAUUUUCCGUGUUCAGUCUCACGUUGCUAAUGCAUUUAGACAGUUCUUAUUAUCUGAAGGUUUUUGUGAAAUCCACACUCCAAAGUUGAUUGCUGGAUCUAGUGAGGGUGGAGCUUCUGUUUUCAGACUUGACUACAAAGGCCAACCUGCAUGCCUGGCCCAGUCACCUCAGCUUCACAAGCAAAUGUCUAUAUGUGGAGAUUUUGGCCGUGUUUUUGAGAUUGGUCCUGUAUUUAGAGCAGAAGAUUCCUACACUCACAGGCAUCUGUGUGAGUUUACAGGUCUUGAUGUUGAAAUGGAGAUUAAGAAGCAUUAUUUUGAGGUUAUGGAUGUAGUUGAUAGAUUAUUUGUUGCAAUGUUUGAUAGUUUGAACCAACAUUGUAAGAAAGAUCUGGAAGCUGUGGGGUCUCAGUACCCGUUUGAACCUUUAAAGUAUCUGCGGAAUACACUACGCCUAACAUAUGAAGAAGGGAUUCAGAUGCUCAAGGAUGUUGGAGUAGAAAUUGAACCUUUUGGUGACUUGAAUACUGAAGCGGAAAGGAAAUUGGGUCAACUAGUCUUGGAGAAGUAUGGCACAGAGUUCUAUAUCCUUCAUCGAUAUCCGUUGGCUGUAAGACCAUUUUAUACAAUGCCUUGCUAUGACAAUCCAUCAUACAGCAACUCGUUUGAUGUCUUUAUUCGAGGUGAGGAGAUAAUUUCAGGAGCUCAGCGUGUUCAUGUACCAGAAUUUUUGGAACAACGUGCAGCAGCUUGCGGCAUUGAUGUGAAGACAAUAUCUACAUACAUUGAUUCUUUCAGAUAUGGCGCACCGCCACAUGGUGGCUUCGGAGUAGGGUUGGAACGUGUUGUGAUGCUUUUCUGUGGCUUGAAUAACAUUCGCAAAACAUCGCUUUUCCCUCGUGACCCACUUAGGAUUGCUCCAUGAUAAUGUUAUGUCCCAACAGUUAGUUGCUCAAGCAUUCAGUCUUUCGGUUUUUUUUUAUGUUUGAUCUGAAACAUUAUUUAAAUUCGCAGUUUUGGAGCUGAUAUUUAAUUUUAUCAUGAUAAAAUGUUUUGACAUGCUGUAACUGUCAUUGUGUAUUGAAUUGACCCAGUUUUAUAAAGUCCAUCUUUC